Molecule: messenger RNA, 1252 nt
Organism: Xiphophorus maculatus (southern platyfish)
Lineage: Eukaryota; Metazoa; Chordata; Actinopteri; Cyprinodontiformes; Poeciliidae
Product: putative transmembrane protein
Exons: 1
Coding region: 21-359 (112 amino acids)
Source: RefSeq, a predicted model, not a curated record
CGUGCUUUCAGUGAAUAACAAUGAUACUUCAGACCAGAGCAGAGUUUUCUGGAGCGACCGGCUCCGGGUCCUGUCACUCUGCCAGCAGACACCCAGCCGUCCGCACCGGCGCCGCCGGCCCAAACAUGGAGGAGGGAAAGUGUACCGGCUUCUUCAUCGGCCUGGCCGUCUUCCUGGACGUGGUCGGCCUCCUGCUGCUCCUCAUCGGCAUCUUCGCUCCGCUGCCCUACUGGGAUUUCUUCGUCCUGUCCGGGCCACUGCUCAUCUUCCUCAGCCUGGUUCUGUGGAUAUUCUGGUACCUGGGGAACCUCACCGUCUCUGAGGAGGAGCUCAACCUCCGAAAGCUGGACAUCCUGUGACCUCCCUGGCCUGGACGAGGGCAGAUCGGAUCGGGCCGGGUCGGAUCGGGUCGGGUCGGGUCGGAUCGGGUCGGGUCGGAUCGGGUCUGAGGCGUCAACAUGAGGAGAGAAUGGACGGAUCCACAUGAAGCAGCCUGGAAAUCAGGGUUGAUCUCUGGAGCCUGACUGAAGAGAUUAAACCUGAACUCUUGUUUCUGGACCAGGAACCAGAACCAGCGGCCCGUCCAACUGGACCUCUGUGAAACGGCUUCUACUGAGCUUUUAUCAGCUGGACGCUUUAAAGAACUGAGCCUGGUUGUGUUUCUGAUCCACAUGUUGUCAGUUUGGGUUUAAAUUUCAGCAAGUCUUUGCACAUUUGAAGGACAAUAAUCUGAAAUGAGCGACUAAAAGUGCUUUUAAAUGACUUGUGUGUGUUUUCUGUGUGACGCCGUUUCUCUGACCCAAACCAGCCGGACUGGAUCUGCUGGUCGCUUUGUUCAGCUAAUUUUAGCAGCAACAUCAAACCGCAGAAAGCGUUUCCAUCUACACUGCAAAACAACGUUUCACCAAGUGCUUUUACUGUAAAUGUCUUCAAACAUUUAAAAUGAGACAAAACUAACUUACAAGCUUUCAGCAAAAUAUAGAAGCUUGUUGUAAUGAUUACCUUAUUGAUUAAUUAAUUACUAAUUAAAUACUAAUUAAUUAAUAAGUUCUGGUUAUAAGUGAGAUAAUCUGCCGGUGGAGCGAAUCGUUCCUCCCAGGUUAUAAUUCAGAAUAAUGAAAUCAUCUUUGACUUGGUUAUUAUUUUAGGAAGGUGGCAAUGUUAUAAUUUAUAUUAUAUAAUAACUUAAAAUGUGUGAAAAAUGUUUGGUUUGUCUGGCAGAUUAUUAAAGGAAUUAAACAAGCCAAACAAG